Messenger RNA from Cannabis sativa, 3977 nucleotides. RefSeq names its product CSC1-like protein RXW8. The coding region runs from base 353 to 2569 and encodes 738 amino acids. Gene Ontology annotation, molecular function: calcium-activated cation channel activity. The record is from RefSeq and is a predicted model, not a curated record. Gene Ontology annotation, cellular component: plasma membrane. The transcript is spliced from 2 exons. NCBI's taxonomy places the organism in Eukaryota, Viridiplantae, Streptophyta, Magnoliopsida, Rosales, Cannabaceae.
AUUGAAAGCGAAACUACAUUAAAAGAAAUAAUGUAGCAGUUAUGGCGGUUUAAAAUUGGACCAUGCGAUUGUCUCCAGUUCCUUCCAUGGUUCUCUUCUCAGCCACGUGGAGUUUCCCGCUCCUCUGACGAUGAUGGCCAAAUUCACAUAGCAAAGAACAACAUGGUGGCAUUCAAUUGCCUCACAAUUAUAGAUUUUUAAAGUUAUUGUGCAUUUUUCGAUGAAGAUACAUAACAAUUUUGUGAAAUGAUGGCUUCAUUGUUGCGGUGUUUGAUUUGGCUAAGCAUGUCCUUUGGAUAGACACUAUAUAUAUAUAUAUAUUUAUAUAUAGUGAGUCUGGAUCUGGGUGGAGAUGAAGAUUUCAGCACUUUUGACUUCUGCUGGAAUCAAUAUAGGUGUGUGUUUGGUACUUGUGUCGUUAUACUCGAUAUUGAGAAAACAACCAAGUAAUAUAAGUGUUUACUUUGGGCGGAGGAUUGCUACCGGUCGCUCAAGGCGAAAUAUUGAUCCUUAUUGCUUUGAGAGAUUUAUUCCUUCUCCGAGUUGGGUAUUGAGAGCCUGGGAAAGUACUGAACAAGAGUUUUUUAAUAUUGGUGGGUUAGAUGCUGUGGUUUUCCUCAGGAUUGUGGUUUUUAGUAUUAGAAUUUUCACUAUAGCUGCACUCACUUGUUGUUUUCUGGUUCUUCCGGUGAAUUAUUAUGGUCAAAAGAGGCAGUACCAACAAAUUCCAUUGGAGUCAUUGGAAGUAUUUACCAUCUUAAAUGUUAAAGAAGCCUCAAAGUGGCUUUGGGUUCAUUGUCUUGCAUUAUAUAUCAUAACAUGCUCAGCUUGUGUGCUUCUUUACUUGGAGUAUAAAAGCAUUUCGAAAAUGAGGCUUGCUCAUAUUAGUGAAUCUCCACCAAACCCAAGUCAUUUUACGGUUCUAGUUCGUGCUAUUCCUUGGUCUGUUGAAGACUCGUAUAGUAAUAGUGUGAAAAGAUUCUUUAUGAAAUAUCAUGCAUCAGCAGGUUAUUUGUUUCACCAAAUGGUAUAUAAAGCUGGUACAAUUCAGAAAUUGAUGAAUGAUGCAGAGAAAAUGUACAUGAUGUUUAAGGAUGUUUCUGCAAUUGAAAAGAAUUGUGCACCUAGUUUAAUCCAUUGCGGUACAUCAUGUGUUGUAGAGCAUUCAAAUUCUUUUAAGAUCCUUUCUUCUUCAGAUCAGGAUAAUGUCAAGGGAAAAGUUGUUCAUGACUUUUGUGAUGAUAUGGAUUUUCCUGGAAGUAGUAAAAAGGAGUGUGCCACUGCUUUUGUGUUCUUCAAGACGCGCCAUGCAGCCGUUGUUGCUUCACAGGUUCUUCAAUCAUCAAAUCCCAUGUUAUGGGUGACAGACAUGGCGCCUGAACCACAUGAUGUUUAUUGGUCAAACCUUUGGAUACCAUUUGGGCAACUCUGGGUUCGUAAGAUAGCAAUUCAUAUCUCUGCCAUUGCCUUCAUGCUAGUGUUUCUUAUUCCAGUUACCUUUGUUCAAGGCAUGACUCAACUAGAGCAGUUACAACAAACAUUUCCAUUUCUUAAAGGAAUUUUAAAGAAGAAACUUGUAAGUGGGUUGUUUACAGGUUACCUUCCAAGUGUGAUUUUGAUGUUAGCUCUUUAUACAGUUCCACCAGUUAUGAUGUUAUUUUCAGCAGUAGAAGGAACUAUAUCAAGAAGUGGGAGAAAGAAGAGUGCAUGUUGCAAAAUAUUGUAUUUCACAAUAUGGAAUGUGUUUUUUGUCAAUGUCUUUACCGGGUCUGUAAUCCGCCAAUUGAGAGUCUUUUCUAGUGUGAAGGACAUACCUGCACAGCUUGCUAUUGCUGUUCCAGCUCAAGCAGGUUUCUUCUUGACUUAUGUUUUGUCAUCUGGUUGGGCAAGCUUGGCAUGUGAAGUCAUGCAACUUUACCCUCUCCUUUGCAACUUGAUAAAAAAAUUUAUACUAAGAAUCGACUCAUCAUCAGUCUCACCAAGUGAUGCUCUCUCCUUUCCAUAUCAUACCGAAAUUCCAAGACUUUUGCUAUUUGGAUUCAUUGGCUUCACAUGUUCUAUCUUGGUUCCCUUAAUAUUACCCUUUUUGCUGGUUUAUUUUAUAAUGGCAUUCUUUGUCUACCGAAACCAGAUUCUGAACGUGUAUGUUACAAAAUACGAAAGUGGGGGACAGUACUGGCCUAUUGUUCACAAUACCACUAUAUUUUCAUUACUGUUAAUGCAAAUAAUUGCUCUUGGGGUUUUUGGAUUAAGAAAGUCUCCAGUUGCAUCAGGUUUCACCAUUCCACUGAUUAUUUUCACUAUUCUUUUUAAUGAAUACUGUCGGCAGAGAUUCAACCCCAUUUAUAAGAACCAUGUUGCAGAGAUUCUUAUUGAUAUGGAUCAGAGAGAUGAGCGAUCUGGAGCCAUGGUAGAAAUCCAUCAAAUGUUGCAAACUGCCUACUGCCAAUUCACAGUGAAUCCUCAUGACAUUUUCAAAUGUGGAUGUUCAAAUCAUCACGAUGAUAACCUUUGCGUCCCGGUUCCAAGCCAAGAGAAUUGUCCAGAAGAAUCAGCUAGCCACAAGUGAAAAGAGCUUUUUUUCUUUGUUAAUAUUUUGGUGUGCAUAUUUACACCUUUGUAAAAACUGUAGUCAUCAUUAAGUUGAGUUAAUGUGCUUGUGAAAUUCUUAGACACAAAAACCUAUUGAAACUGCUUAGAAUAUCUUAGUUAAAAGGUUCUGAGUUUUUGGAGAGCCAAAACUUGUUGUUCUGAAAAUUCAUUAUUGAAUCCAGCAAGAGCUGUGGUUAUUAAAUUGGCUGCCUGUAACCCCCUAUGACUUCAUGGGUUUUUAAACAAAAAUCAAAUCAACAAGGCCAGUCCUGAUAGAUGAUUUGUGCUGUUUACUAACUUUCAGUGCAUAUUUCUUUUUCCAUGGAGAUAAGUAAAAAAAGUUGUUCAAAACCAAUAGCUAGUAUGAUAAUAGUUUUUAUCAACUUCUCCAUAACAUUAACCUAACAUUUUUUAAACCCAAUGGCAAAACUGUUAUGGUUAUUUUUCUCCCUAACCAUUCAGCACCAAAUAUUGAUAUUUGUUUCGAGAAUCAAUGUUUGGACCGGUCUUUCUUCCAAUUACUAGUGUUUAUUUAGGCCCUUAACGAGAUGUGUUUGACCUCCUCAAUGACUACAAGCUUGGGAUUUAGAAACAAUAACAAUGUUAAUGUAAUAUUCCGACUCUUGUAAGUUAUAAAGAUAUCACGCUGUUAAUCAACCUCAAGGAAGAAGAAUAACUUACCUUGUUCAAGGUUCCAUUCUCAAGUUUCAGAGAAAAACCAAAUAAGAAUAAUAAAAACCUAGAUCAAUUUAAAUAAAUAAAAAAUCAUUUAUAACUUUUUGAACAAUGAACUUUCAUAAACUGAGUAGAAACUUUACCAAAGACUCACUCGUAGUCAAAAUGGGUGUUGAGGGUUCAAAUCUCAGCAAUUAAAAAACAAAACACAAAACAUGAAAUUCUUAUUCGAAAUAAAACCAAAUUGUUUUUUCAGACUUUGAAUCAGAGCUGAUCUGCUUUAAUAUUGAGCAAUUUUGAAGGAAAACACAAAACAAUAAAUUACCGUAAUUGAAUCACUACACUACUAUACUAUGAGAUUUUGAUCACAAUGGUUAUGAAAACGUAUAUAUAACUAAAAGAAAAUAGAGAAAAUUUAGGUCGUAACCAGGCCCUCUAAUCAAUAGCCGAAGCAUCAAAGAGUGCAGACAUGCGGACCUUAAUUUAAUUUCCGUGCACACUACCAUGCUUCCUUCAUCCUUUAUCAAGUUCCAGAGCAUCGGCUUAUUGUGCACGGUUCCAUUCACUAAUCGAAAACUAUAACUAAAAUGUUAAGACAGAAUCAAAAACUAAAUGAUAAACAAGAAAUGAAAUCUAAAUUGAAGAACAGUAACAAAAGAAGAAUGAAAAUCUGGCUGGCUGCUGCUUUUCUCAGCACCGUCCGCCACCGU